Molecule: messenger RNA, 909 nt
Organism: Vombatus ursinus (common wombat)
Lineage: Eukaryota; Metazoa; Chordata; Mammalia; Diprotodontia; Vombatidae
Product: sulfotransferase 1C4-like
Exons: 7
Coding region: 1-909 (302 amino acids)
Biological process (GO): sulfation
Cellular component (GO): cytoplasm
Molecular function (GO): sulfotransferase activity
Source: RefSeq, a predicted model, not a curated record
AUGUCACAGGAGAAAGAAGAAGAGACAAUGGAACUGAAGUGGAAAUUGAUGAACCGAGAGGAAGUUUCCCAAGUGAGAGGAGUUGUUCUGCAGAAAAGUACCUGUGAGUACUGGAAUAAAAUCUGGGACUUCCAAGCCAAACCUGAUGAUGUACUCAUUUCUUCCUAUCCUAAAGCAGGAACAACAUGGCUGCAAGAGAUUGUAGAUAUGAUACAGAAUGAUGGAGACAUUGAAAAAACAAGACGAGCUCCAACUGACAUACGAAUGCCUUUCCUUGAAAGGAUAAACCCACCCUAUGUUGGACUGGAUAAGGCUAAUGAAAUGCCUUCACCAAGAGUCCUGAAAACCCAUCUUCCUGUGCAACUACUGCCUCCAUCCUUUUGGAAAGAAAACUGUAAGAUAAUCUAUGUGGCCAGAAAUAUCAAGGAUAACAUAGUGUCCUUCUUCCAUUUCCAAAGGAUGAAUAAAGGACUUCCAGAUCCAGGAAGCUGGGAAGAGUAUUUUGAAACAUUCUUGGAAGGCAAGGGUUUAUGGGGAUCCUGGUAUGAUCACGUAAAAGGAUGGUGGGAAGCAAAAGACAUUUACCCCAUUCUCUACCUCUUCUACGAAGACAUUAAGAAACAUCCCAGGCGGGAAAUUGAGAAAGUGAUGGAAUUCCUGGGGAAGAACCUGGAUGAAAAAGUUUUAGAUAAAAUUGUCUAUUAUACUUCAUUUAAUGUAAUGAAGAACAAUCCUAUGUCAAACUAUACAUUAAGUUCCCUGAUGAAUCAGUCUGUAUCCCCAUUCAUGAGGAAAGGUGUGAUUGGAGACUGGAAAAAUUAUUUCACUGUAGCCCAGAAUGAGAGAUGUAAUGAAGACUAUAGGGAAAAGAUGGAUGAUACUACACUCUCUUUCUCCAUGGAAUACUAA